Molecule: messenger RNA, 1032 nt
Organism: Baudoinia panamericana UAMH 10762
Lineage: Eukaryota; Fungi; Ascomycota; Dothideomycetes; Mycosphaerellales; Teratosphaeriaceae
Exons: 3
Coding region: 1-1032 (343 amino acids)
Biological process (GO): protein folding; positive regulation of ATP-dependent activity
Cellular component (GO): cytosol
Molecular function (GO): ATPase activator activity; protein-folding chaperone binding
Source: RefSeq, a predicted model, not a curated record
AUGGUCCUACACAAUCCAAACAACUGGCAUUGGGUGAACAAGGACGUCUCCACAUGGGCGCAAGAUUAUCUCAGCGAACACCUUGUCGGCAUCAAGGCCAGCCAGGAUGACGGAACGAGCGCAGAGAUCAGCAGGCUGAUGAGCAUGGACGGCGACGUCGAUGUCUCGCAGCGGAAAGGGAAGGUGAUCACAAUCUUCGAUGUGCGGCUACAGCUCGAAUGGACCGGCAAGGUGCCCGCGAAGGGUGAGGCUGAGGGUCAAGAGAAUGACACGAAGGAUGUGAGCGGAACAAUCACCAUCCCAGAAGUCGCACAUGACACGGAGGAAGAUGAGUACGUCUUCGAAGUGGAAGUCUACAGCUCCGAUCUGAGUAAGGAGCCGGUCAAGCAACUUGUUCGCAAGGAUAUCACUCCGCAAAUCCGGAAGACGCUCGCCAAGCUUGCCCCGGCGCUGAUAUCGGAACACGGUAAAGAUAUCCAACAUGCACCGGGCAGCAAUCCGUCGUCCGGCUUCAGCACCCCGCGCGUAUUGCAGAGCUCGUCAGUCGCCAAGCAAGGUGAUAACCCGGCUUCAUCAAGCGCGACUGCCACUUCCAGCAAUGCAAACGGGUCAAGGGUCAACGUCACAUCGCUCUCGGAUCAGCAGGAGUUUCGAACGACCGCAGAGCAGCUGUUUGAGACAUUUACAGAUCCACAGCGAAUCGCCGCCUUCACUCGAGCGCCGCCGAAGCUGUUCGAAGGGGCAAAGGAGGGCGGCCGCUUCGAAAUCUUCGGCGGAAACGUUUCAGGUUCGUAUGUAAAGCUUGAGCGGCCAAGCUACAUUGAGCAGAAGUGGCGGUUAGCACAGUGGCCUCAGGGACACUACAGCACCCUGAAGAUCAAAUUCGAGCAAAAUGACGUUGAUGCCGUGACUGUGAUGAGGGUUGACUGGGAAGGUGUGCCUGUGGGUUCCGAGAUCGAUACGAGGCGAAACUGGGACGAUUACUAUGUGCGGUCGAUCAAGACAACGUUCGGCUUUGGCACCAUUCUCUGA